Diaporthe amygdali is the source of this 438-nucleotide messenger RNA. RefSeq lists its product as uncharacterized. Lineage: Eukaryota; Fungi; Ascomycota; Sordariomycetes; Diaporthales; Diaporthaceae. The transcript has 5 exons. The record is from RefSeq and is a predicted model, not a curated record. Bases 1 to 438 code for a protein of 145 amino acids.
AUGAGCCAGGACGCCGGCUUCAUACGCCGAGCUAGAAUCGCCAUUAUCACGCCCAACUCCAAGUUGGAGGCCUGUGGAAAAGUGGCCCUCCACGUUUUCAUCAGCCAUCGCUUGGCCCAUACGAGUGGUUACGGCGGAGAGCGCAACCAGCUUGUCCUUCUCAGGGUCGUCAUUGGCCAAGAUGUAUUUGAACAUCUCCGCGACGCCAAAUCCAACAACGCGUGCAGGAAGAACUCUCUCUUGAAAAGCCCACGCACGGGAUGCAAGAGGUUGCAAGCGAUAUGCGUUGCGAUAGUACGACGCGGACACAACGAUAUGACUAGCGGCGUCUUUGCCAUGUUCAGGACCAAUUGCUGUGACAUUAACCUCGAAUGGGGCCGCGAACUCCGGAAUUGGUCCACUAAGAACACUUUCGUGCGGAUUUGCAGCUCGAUCUAG